Molecule: messenger RNA, 1866 nt
Organism: Fonsecaea multimorphosa CBS 102226
Lineage: Eukaryota; Fungi; Ascomycota; Eurotiomycetes; Chaetothyriales; Herpotrichiellaceae
Exons: 4
Coding region: 1-1866 (621 amino acids)
Molecular function (GO): NADP binding; flavin adenine dinucleotide binding; N,N-dimethylaniline monooxygenase activity
Source: RefSeq, a predicted model, not a curated record
AUGGAAGUCGAUAUCGCCCCAUACGAGCCACGAAGCGUAUUAGAAACACUCCCAUGCAGUUUACCCCUGUCACAUUUUGACACCGACAUUGACUUUGGAGCUAUUGCCAGUCCAAUCGUACAAUCACUGGGAGGCCUCACGGCAACAGAUCUCUCGUCGACACCGGUAUGGCGCGAUGUCUUCGCCCUUACUGGCACUAUACGGACAUUCUACUCGGCCGACUCUAUCGCCAAGGCCUGGACUGAAACGUGUGCGUCCAGACAGGCCUGUGAUUUUGCAUAUAUCAAGGAUUCGGCAAAACCAACACGCUUGGACAAGGACAUGGGAUGGGUGAAUAUCUCCUUCACAUUUCGCAAUCAAGGAAGCCCCGCUUCCACCUGCAGAGGAAUUUUGUCCCUAACUUUGGAAGACGACGGGCACUGGAGGAUCUGGCUCAUCAGGACUAUCCUGGAGCAGUUAGAGGGAUGUGAGGACGUGGAUAUUCUUCCAAUUAUCCAAGCAAUGCCAAACGGAGUGAAUGGGGAUCACCUACAGAUAAACGGCACGAACGGCAGCCAUACUGCGGCGAAUGGGGCGAAUGGGACCAACUGCCCUCCCAGCGACUUCGAUUGUGUCGUCGUAGGAGCCGGUCAAGCUGGCCUAGGCUCGGCAGGUCGGCUUCAAUCCCUAGGCAUCUCCUACGUGGUGCUCGACAAGAACGCUCAAAUCGGCGACAACUGGAUGACUCGGUAUGAUUCAGCGAGGCUACACACCGCUCGCGAGUACAACCACUUACCCUUCGACCGGACAUUUCCACUUCCAUAUCAAGAAUUCCUUACCAAAUACGACCUGGCCAGAGGAUACAAGGACUGGGUCGAGAAGUUCGGAGUCGACAAGCACAUCUGGUUCAACACAACUCUUGAGUCAGGAUCUUGGGACGAAGGACGCAGAACGUGGACAUUGUGCAUCCGUCGUGUAGACGGCUCAUCUCAGAGCCUCACCUGUCGACACGUCAUCAUGGCCACUGGUGGAGGAGGACAGAUUCCCAUCAUGCCACAGUACCCCGGCCGCGAUGUCUUCCAAGGCACAGUUCUCCAUUCCGCGGAGUUCAAAUCCGCCGAACCCUGGCGCGGCAAGGCUGGUAUUGUGAUCGGGACUGCAAACACGGCUCACGAUGUCGCCGAGGACAUGGUGGAAGCAGGGCUGUCACAGAUCACCAUGGUGCAGCGUUCCCGCACCUACGUGCUGCCAUACGAAUACUUCAAAGUUAUCUCGGACCGGUCGUACAACGCAGAUGUCCCCACCGUCGAUGCCGAUAGAGAGCAGUAUUCGAUGCCGUACGCGGUUUCGAGGCUGUUGAGUCGCAAAGCUUUGCAUGGGAUGGCGGCCAAAGAGCCUGAACGGUUUGACGCCCUGGAGCGGGCUGGGUUCAGAGUCGAAAGAUAUGGCGAUAUCAUGUGGCAUAUCUGCGAGAAGCAAGGCGGACAUUACAUGGACGUGGGUUGUUCGGACCUGAUCGCGAAAGGAAUGAUAAAAAUGCAAUCCAACGCCCUGCCCACACACUUCACACGCACAGGCCUGGCCUUCAGCGACGGCAGUGAAACCCCCGCGGACGUGGUCAUCUUCUGCACGGGCUUCGUGGGGAACAUGCGCACAGAUGUGGCCCGCAUAUUUGGCAAGGAUGUCGCGGCUCGGGCGGAUGACUUCUGGGGGCUUGACGGCGAAGGCGAACUCAAGGGGGCGUUCAAGCGGAAUAGCCAUCCGAACCUGUAUUACAUGGGCGGCACGAUCGGGCAUGCAAGGUAUUUCUCCCGCCAUGUGGCGCUGCAGAUCAAGGCCGAGUUGAUGGGCACGCCUCUGCCCGUCUACGAAGGCGAGCGAAGGUAA